AUGCAGACGACGACGACCGCCCGAGGCCGUCUCGCGCUGCUGAUGCUCAUCGCCGUCGCCAGUCUGGCCUCGAGUCAGGCCGGCGCCAAUCUGUCGGCCCGGCAACCGGACUACGUCGACCUGUUGGCGACCGCGCCGCCGAGCAGUCGGUCGGUCCGAGAGCCGCCAGGCCCGGCUGCGCAACCGUUGGCCUCGACGUUGGGUUCUCAGUCGCACUUGGAGACAGAUUCGGCGUCGACUCUUUCAGGCGCCGAACGGAGUCGCGUCUCGGGACGUCGGCAGUUGGCGGCGCACAAAAAGGAGGAGGGGGAGGAGGAGGAAACAACGGCGGCGGCGGCGGCGGCGGCGGGUUCGAGACCUGUGGAUGGGCAGGCGGCGUCGGUGCCGAGGCUCGAGCCGGACCGGAUGGCAACGCACUACGAGGAGACGGGGGAGGACGGCAGCUACGCCUGCCUGCCCAUCCGGGAGCCCAUUUGUCAGGGCCUCCAGUACAAGCACACAAAAAUGCCCAACCUCAUCGGACUGACGAGCCAGAGAGAGUCGGCCAAGCGGAUGAACGACUACCGCGCCCUCAUCAACGUCGGCUGUUCGCACUACCUCAAGUUCUUCCUGUGCACCAUCUACUUUCCCAUGUGCUCGCCGGCUCUGGACGCCUCUUUGCAGCCCUGCCAGACGUUGUGUCGGUAUGUUCAGUCGAAGUGUGAGCCGAUCAUGCGCAAGUUCAACUUCAACUGGCCCGAAGACCUCAACUGUUCGGGGCUGCCGCAAAAGUCGAGCAUGUGCAUCCAUCCGGAAAACUACGACAUGGACCGCAACUCCAACGGUCUCGAUCAGGUGUUGAUACCCGAGUUGAGUCGUCUUCUGGAGCACUCGAGCCAAGCCCAGAGCCAACAGGCGCACGAACGAAGGCCGGCGACAAGUGAACUCCCGCCGGCGGCGGACGACAACGACGCGCCGGCCUCCGGCAGACCCCUCAAUCCCUGGUUGCCAACGGCAACGGCGGCAAGAUCGGCCGGACUGGGCGACGUCUGCACGGUGGCUCAACUGCGCUUGCCCAGCGACACGCCCGGGGGCAACAUGACGUGUGUGGCCCGUUGCGAUGCCCAUCUCUUCUACCGGCCGUGGGACAAGCGGUUCGCCGACGUCUGGCUCCUCGUCUGGGCCGUGGCCUGCAUCUGCUCGACCGGACUGACGGUCUUCACCUUCGCCACGGAGCCCGGCCGCUUUCGCUAUCCCGAGCGACCCAUCGUCUACCUUUCCGUCUGCUACCUCUUCUACUCCGUCGGCUACCUGUUGCGAGUCGCCCUUGGACGCCAGUUGACCGCCUGUCGCCAACGCAUCGAGUUGGCCGCCGCCAGCCCCGGGCCCUUGGGCAUGCUAGCUCUGGCCACUUGGACCGACGAGACCGCCGCCUCGGCGUCUCUGCACCACCUCGCCGACGCCUCUGUCCACCCCGGAGGACCAGUUGCCACGGCGACGGCGACAGCAACGGCGACGGCGACUUCUGCCAGUUUUCUCGUCAGCAUCGGACACGAGGGCACCUGGUGCACGAUUGUCUUCCUGAUGCUCUACUUCUUCGGCAUGGCCGGCAGCCUCUGGUGGGUGAUGCUGACGGUGACUUGGUUCCUGUCGGCCGGCCGCAAAUGGGGCUACGAAGGCGUGGAGUCGGUGAGCAGCCUGUUCCAUCUGCUCGCCUGGGCCGUGCCCGCAGUCAAGGCGAUCGUGCUGCUGAUUGUGCACCGAAUCGACGCCGACGAGCUGACCGGCCUCUGCUACGUCGGCUACCAGGACCGAGUGGGUCUGCUCAUCUUCGUCGUGCUGCCACAGCUGCUCUACCUGCUGGUCGGUUGCACCUUCCUCGCGUCUGGAUUCUGCUCGCUCGUCUCGGUGCGAGCCGACCUCAAACAGGACGUGGCCGCGGCCGCCGCCGCCGCCGCCACGGCCACGGCCACGGCCAAUCUGCUGCAGAAACACACUCAUUCCGCCUUCCAACAUCCGCUCUCCGGCUACCACUCUCCACAACAUUCGCACCAACAGCAGCACCAACUGCAUCAGUUCCAACCGGCCAUGGCGCCGGCAGACGCGUUCUGUGGACACCUUUCGCGGUUCCACCAAAUGCCCAGCCACGAGAUUUCGCCGCUGAGUCUGUCCAACAGUCUGCGCGGCGCUGCCAGCUCCGGCAACAUCCGGCGACUGGAGAAGCUGAUGGCGAAGAUCGGCGUCUUCUCCAUCCUGUACACGGUGCCGACGAUUUGUGUGAUCGCCGCCAACCUGUACGCCUAUGCCCGACUGCCGGCGUGGCAGACGAGUCUGUCGCGGUUGAGUCAGCGAAGGGAUUGUCUCUCGGCCAGCGGGACCAACUGGGCCGAGGAGACGCGAUGCACUCGCGGACUGAUGCUGCCCGCAGUCGAGAUCGCCAUGUUGCAGGUCUUCAUGCAGUUGGCCGUCGGCAUCACUUCCGGCCUGUGGGUCUGGUGCAACCGCAAGACCGUGGUCGGCUGGGCGCACUGUCUUCGUCUGACGAGACGAAGAGCCGGUGUCGACGUGGCCACUCACGGCGGCCUGGCCGCCGUUGCCGUGGCCAACGGACACAAAGCCGCUCUGACCUCGGGUCAUGGGGAGUUCGGAGGGAUGGCGGUUGGGGCGCGUGUGAACGGACCGAGUCCGGUCGCCAACGGCACCGUCGGUAUGCAUAGCCUUUUGAUGUCCGGCUCCAGUCUGCACUCGGGCCUGUUGCGCUCCAACUCGACGCAUGAGCCAGCCAGUGAGUGUAUUGCCUCAUAA
Messenger RNA from Protopolystoma xenopodis, 2784 nucleotides. The record is from the annotation of a GenBank genome assembly. Lineage: Eukaryota; Metazoa; Platyhelminthes; Monogenea; Polystomatidea; Polystomatidae.